Molecule: messenger RNA, 952 nt
Organism: Pygocentrus nattereri (red-bellied piranha)
Lineage: Eukaryota; Metazoa; Chordata; Actinopteri; Characiformes; Serrasalmidae
Gene: plac8.2
Product: placenta associated 8, tandem duplicate 2
Exons: 5
Coding region: 124-438 (104 amino acids)
Biological process (GO): positive regulation of transcription by RNA polymerase II
Source: RefSeq, a predicted model, not a curated record
GUUAUAAACAUUGCAACAUGUCCUCAGAGGAGCUAUAAAAGAUCCUUCGCUCUGAUACUGGUCACUGCACUGGAUAUUUGAAGAACAGUGUGGGAGUGAGGAAACUCUUCAAACAAGAAGACUAUGGCGAUCACAACCCAGCCUGGACCGUACGCACGCUCAGAGUUCCAGACCGGACUGUUCGAGUGCUGUGAUGACUGCUGCACAUGCAUAUAUGGAUACUUCUGCUUGUCUUGCCUGGGCUGCAGUAUUGCCAGGGAUAUGGGUGAAUGCUGCUUAUGUGGAUUAGGCAUGCCGAUACGCAGCGUGUACCGAACCAAGUACAACAUUGAGGGCUCCCUGUGUAAAGACUUCAUGAUCACUUCCUUCUGUCUACCCUGUGCGACCUGCCAGCUGAAGAGAGACAUUGACAGGAGAAAACAACAGGGAAUCUUCUGAGGUGCAUCUCUACUAAAUGUAUUGAGACCUUUGGAAAAACACUGAAUACUUUGGAAAAACACUGAAUACCUGAAUACUUUGGGAAAACACUGAAUACCAAAUCAAACUGGGAUUUUUUUCCUCUCUUCUGUUAUGUAGUUUAGAUGUGGUUAAUGGAAUUGUAUAAUUGUGUAAAUGUGUAGAAAAAAAAUCAUAAUCCCUGGCCAAAGUGGGACAUUAGUACAUAAUAGUUUGUGUCCACAGUGUCCAUUUGUGUGAUUGUUGAACAGUCUAAUGGCUGUAAAUGACUUUUUUACUUGUACAGUAAAGUCAGAACACACUUUGUGAUCGGUCAUGAAUAAGAACUUAUUUUUUCUCACCCCUUGAAUGAAAUACUGCAAAGUCCAAAAGUCUUCAGCAGCCAUGAAAACUGUAAGUUAAAACUAUUUAUUUUGGCAAUAAAUGUGCUUUUGUCUGUAGAAAACCACAUAUGACAUUAUUAACAUGACAAUAAAUAAAUGAAUGAGUACAGUAA